Molecule: messenger RNA, 5334 nt
Organism: Drosophila montana
Lineage: Eukaryota; Metazoa; Arthropoda; Insecta; Diptera; Drosophilidae
Exons: 5
Coding region: 256-5259 (1667 amino acids)
Source: RefSeq, a predicted model, not a curated record
AAGAAAAUGCGUGCGUACGCAAUACGAUUAACAAGCAAACACUGCUGCGUAAAUCAUGUCAGAUUUGAUUUCGGCAUUGUUUAGUAGACAGCCUCGAGACAUUGACUUAUUUUAUUUAAAUUUCACGUGCUAAAUUCCGAAAAGUAUUAAUAUAACAAUUUGUCUGAAACUUUUUCAUUAAACGCUGCAUCGUGAGCUAGUGGCGAAGUGUUGGUAGCUUCGCGUAAUUCGCGGUGCUCAGUAAUUGAUUACAAAAUGUCGAAACGGGAAACAGCGUCUCUAAGGGAAUAUGCUGCAGCCGAGGACCGUUUGCUUGACCUUUUUUCGCCGCCCUCCGGCACAGAUGAGGAAACGAGCCCAGAAUUUGCUCAUACUGUAGCAGCGACUUCUGCAUUGCAUCAACAGAAUCAGAAUGUGGUCGAAGUAGAUCCGUCAAGGGACAACAUGCUGCAGUUCAUAUCGGAUGAUUCGGAAAUACGCAGUCUGCUAGCUAGUUCUGAAAGCAACGGCUUUAAGGGGUUUGAUGAUGAGCUGCAAGACUACAGCGAAGUAGUUGGUGAUACGCGAGAACCGAGAAGGCAUUCUCUCAUUUUCGGCAUGUGCCGUAACCCUGAUAACUUUAUAGGUUGCCCAACACCAAAACGUGCAUUUCUCAGUCCGCAGAUUGCAAGUACACCCAUAGCACUGCUGCAGGCAGCCACUUCUCCUGGCUAUAUUCUUACAAACGGCAAUAUCAAUGGCACCGAGUCAGAGCAUUCGCUCGAGGAGCAGGUGGCAAUUGAGUGCCAAAAUGUUAUUCAACAGUCGCACACGGAAUGCGUAAUUUAUGACAAUAAUGUUGUGUUGCUGACGGAUGAGCAAUGUUGCGAGAUAAUCGUGGCUGCCCACGGCGUGCAUACGGAUCAGGAAGUGGAGCGAGCCUAUUUGAUGGGGUUGCAACCCGUUGCAAAUGAGCAGGAGCAGCUGAACAAUGACGUUAGUUACAGUAGCGAUUUGUGCCCAGCUGAGGAGGACGAAGAGGCCAGUGCCGAGCCUCAUGUUUACCUCAGUGAUGCUGCACUAGACCGGCAGUACCAACAGCAGCAGCUACUGCUCGAUGCAGCCGAAGAGGAUGCCAAUCAAGUUAGCGACUCGUUUGUGGACGAUAGACCGGACAUUUGCGAGGUGUACGACCACGAGCUGGAGGACCAGGACGAUGACUGUGCAGCAAAUGAGCACGAGGAGGGCAGCUUGCAGCUGCAACUGCAGCAGAUUGUCAUGGGGCAGCAGCAGCUCACCAUUCCUAGCGAUGUUGAGGAGCCGCGGCAAUCCAUCCAUGCCAGCGAUGUAGGGGAUCAGCAGGGAAAACAAGCUACUGCUGCUGCAGCUGCUGCUGCGGCGACGGCUGCAAUACCACACAGUAGCACCACAGAGUUUCCAGUAAGUUCCACUUCCAUGCCAAAUGGCAGCGACUACGAUGACUACGACGAUGAGCUGGGCACAGCUGAGAUGCAAUCGCCGCCUCUGCGGAAGUAUAUGCCACUGCUAAAAAAUACGCUAUCCGCAGAGGCCGUGGAUCGUCGGUUGGCAAACAUAUGUCAGUCGCAGCCGCAGAUGAGCCUUAGUGAAAAGAUGGCAAAUUGGAAUUGUGCACACAGCUGCGAAGCCGUCGAGGAUGUGGAAAACUUUGAGGCUGUAUUUGAACAGCAUGAAGCUGAACCUGCCAAACAGCCCAAGUUCAGUGAGUUCUGCGAGAUUUUGCGGCAAGACUAUACUAAAAUCACGCAAGAGAUACAAGCACGUUCUGUGGGCGAUGUAGUAGAUGCAGCCAUAGCACCGGAUACGCCAUACUCCAGCGAAGAUGCAGCCAGGCAAAAGAGACCAUGCUAUAGACGCCUACUGCACACAAUGCCGGUCCAACAGACAGAGGUCAUCGUGCUAGACGAUGAUGACGAGGACGACGAUGAUUGCUAUGAGGUAACGAUUAAUCCAUCUACAACAACACUGGUUCCAAGGGUAAACAAAAAAUUUGAGCGAAGGGAUCCUGUGCUCAAGACAACUCAGACCCAAACCAAUUUGCCACUUCGUUUGGAAACAAAGGAAACCUCUACCACAGAUCUGGGAAAUCGCAUAGUACCCUCUGAGCAACAGGAGUGCAACAAAUUCUCCCAAUUCGCUCAGGACUUAGUGCAGCCUCAAGUGGGAACUUUACAGCAGAAAUUGGAAGUGCAAGAAAAGGAGGUCGAAAGCCAGAAACUUCGAGUGAUUCAACAACAGCAGCAGGAAGAACGCCAGCCUGCAGGGCGCGCGAGCAGUGUGGAAUGCAACAAUGAUGCGCAGUUCUCAGAGCAGCAUGAGUUUUGCAACUAUCUGGGCCUCACAGAACUGGCAACGGCCAAUGCAGUAGCCUCCGCGAUGCGGGAAUUGGCCAACAGUAACGUGGCGCGUCGCUCGCUGCGAGUGCGAACGCAGCAGCAGCUGGACCGAAUGCGCAGCGACGUGCGAGGCAAGCGAAGAGAGCGGCAGCAGCAACAGCAACAUCAACAGCAACGGGAGCAGCAGCCGCAAGAAAAUAGUGGUCAGCGUUUAAAUGGCGAUAGCGACAGCAGCAGUAGUAACAUCAGCAAUGUUAGCGGCAUCAAAAAGACUGCUUUAAGCGGAAUCUCAGCAGUGGCAGAAGCUAGCAGCUCGUUUGAAUACCCCAGGCCUUCCGCAAUGAACGCCGUCCCAGUUUCCGCUCCAACUAUUGAGUACUACUAUCAUGCUCAGUGUGGUGAGCAGCAGAACCACCAUAGCAAUACCUUGAUGGUAGCCAGCGAUUUUCACCAAAUGUCCUUAGAGGCGGCAUUCGCGAAGGUCUAUGCCGCCGCAGCGCCUGCCCAAAAUGAGCUGCAUGAGUGCAUGCAGAGUCGACUGCGCCAGGCACGCGAGACCAAGCCUUCUAUCUAUAUAGUGAAGGCAUUGAAUAAUGCCCCCGCGCCGACCGUUGUCCCCAGCACCCACAGCUCGACGCAUGCAUCGCCCGAGCGCCUACAGUACAAUAAAAAACCCGAGCAAGCCGGUGCAGCCAAGUUGUCGCGCAAGACGCCCAAAAAACUAAUGCCGAAGGCCUCAAAACGUCGUCGCACCACCGUCGGUGUCGGCUCUGCGACUGCGCCGCAUGAACGCGAGCUGGUCACGCGAUCGACCACACAUAUGAACUCGAAAUUGCUGCGCAAUCGUAAGGUCAACUUGCUGAAGAGCUACGAGCUGUCGGAUGCGAUGGCACAGGGACGUGGCAAGCGCCUGAGCGGCGGCUCGACACCUUCUAACAAACGCCUUAAUACGCCUAAAGUGGUAAAGAAAAGUCUGAAGAAGUCACCAACGCCAACCGAGCAAGUUGUGAUUAGUCAUGCAUCCUCACAGCAGCAUCGUCCCGAUCAGCAGCAACCUUCUCCGAAGCCUAAAAAGUCGCGGGCGCAGCCAGAUGAACAAAAAGUCACGGUCAAGCGGAAGCGUUUGCGUGCCAAAUCGCUGCCUUCGGCACUAAAUAUACAACAAAAGCAGCCAACGGGGGUUGGAGACACCAACGUGCUCACAGUGACGUCUGAUCGGAACCCCAACCAGCAACAGCAGACAAGUAUAUUGAUGGACACACAUGAGUUCAUCACCAAUCAUGCUGCGGUCAGUCCGCCCCUAUACAGUGCAGCAGUGCGUCGUUAUGUCAAUGCAGUUUGCAACCCCAAGGAACAGCAAUCUCCGGAGCAUCAGCAGCAGCAGCAGCAGUUACAGCCACAGAUGCCCGAGGGAUUCUAUGAUCUGUCGUUAUCUUAUGCGCAGCUUGCCAAGCCUUCAUUAAUGUAUCCACCAUUAUCACCGCCGCCUUCACAGCGAGCGCCCCACUUUUCUCGACGAGCUCGCCAAGUAGCCGGCACGAACGACAACGUGGAUGAACCUCCAGUGCCCAACAUUCAGAUAACGCCACCAGGUGGCCUUUUGUCCCUUACUAAGGGAUCAACAGCGCUACGCAACCCGCUGGCGGGCAAGAAUGGCAAGGUGCUGUAUAUAUACUAUGAGCUGGACCAGCUGAUAGUGCUGCAGGAGAAGCUGGUCUCUUUUUGGAAGUACUCCAAAGUUUUUAAUGUACUGCAGAAGGCGACAACUGAAGACAUCCAUGCCACAGCGACCCAACAGCAUGCAUUUAACAUAUUCGGCACAACCCCAAAUCAAAAUACACAAAAAGACUCUGCGGACUCGGACAAAUCCGACGAGAACAAUAACCAGCGAUGGAUAUAUUUGGGUGGAACGCGCCGCAUUACAAACGAUAUUGAAAUUGUGACGCCACACUGCAAUCGUAUGUGCGCACACAACUCGACGCCCGUUUACAUCGAGAUGCGUAGUCAUCCGCUGGACCAUCAUAAGCGCGAGAGCAAACUUUUAUCGCUGUACGUGAAUGUUUACUAUUAUUGUGAGGAGGAGCUGCGACCCAAAAUGCAUUCAGUACAUCUCGAUGCGGUCAAUUGCGAAUGGAACCAGGUAAUCUACACGAGCAUAGCAGAAUCGCGCUACUUUGUAAUGGCCUGGCAGCAGGAGCUAGUUGUGGGCAAGCCCAGGGCUGGCAUUUGCAAGUACUCGCUGACGCCCACACUCGAUACCCUAGCAAGCAUAAGAGAGUUCAAACAGCUGCGCCAUGAGCUAAGGCACAUUGAGUGCCUAACGGAGGAUCGCUUGAUUGGCUAUGGGCACACGCGCAUAACCAUUUGGGACCAUCGCAGCGGUGACACGUUAAUGAACUAUGAUUUUGGAUUUAACUUAGGCCAAAAUCUGGGGGUAAUGCAUUUUCCCAGCUUUGACAUCGAUCAGAGCAGCAUGCUCGUUUUGUAUCAACAUGUCAAGGAAAUAAACAAAUGGCCCGAGUUGCGUAUCAUUGCCUGCGAGUUGUCGCAUGCCACACCGACACAUCGCGUACUGCACGUGCACCGUCUGCCUUCUCCGCAUUUUGACAGUCAAUUGGUGGCCAUCAAUACGGGCGAUCAUCUGAUCCUUAAAUCGCCGAAGGACGAUGAAAUCUGGAUUAACGUUGCGGAUCCGAGACAACUCACAUAUUUGGCACCCCAAGACAAUCGGCGCUUCUACACACGCCAAAAGUCUCAGAUCAUUACAAUGACGCCGAGCACCCUUACCGUGGACAGCAUUGCUAAUCAUGUGCUUAAACUGGCCACAGCGCAUCAGGAGAAGAUGAUGAUAGCGGCUAUGGAGGUGAUGGCGUCAGCUGGCUCACAAUUGCCCGUGUCCGUGUAGAGAGUACAUAAAAAAUCCCGCACCAACCAAGCAAAACAAAAAAAAAAAACCAAAAUUUCCCGUCUUUUAAAUGUA